This is a messenger RNA of Hemiscyllium ocellatum (epaulette shark), 1701 nucleotides long. RefSeq names its product soluble guanylate cyclase 88E-like. Bases 1 to 1701 code for a protein of 566 amino acids. The transcript is spliced from 15 exons. NCBI's taxonomy places the organism in Eukaryota, Metazoa, Chordata, Chondrichthyes, Orectolobiformes, Hemiscylliidae. The record is from RefSeq and is a predicted model, not a curated record. Gene Ontology annotation, cellular component: guanylate cyclase complex, soluble. Gene Ontology annotation, biological process: nitric oxide-cGMP-mediated signaling; response to oxygen levels; cGMP biosynthetic process. Gene Ontology annotation, molecular function: guanylate cyclase activity; heme binding; oxygen sensor activity.
AUGUAUGGGCUCCUGUGCGAAAGUCUUCAUGAUUUCAUCAAAGAAUCGUAUGGGGAUGAUGUGUGGAAGCUCGUCCGGGAACGAGCUGAUGUCAGGCUGCACUCCUUUGUAACUCAUGAGGUUUACAGUGAGAGUGUGAUACCUCGAAUCGCCAUGGCAGCCAGUGGGGUCACUGGGACCCCCUACAGUGACCUGAUGAACUCGUGGGGAGUCUACUUCCUGGGAUUUGUAGGGAAAUAUGGAUAUGACAGGAUCCUGAAGGUUCUGGGCAGGCAUGUGCGUGACUUUGUGAACGGUUUGGACAAUCUUCAUGAGUACCUGCGCUUCAGCUACCCCAAGGUCCAGCCCCCUACCUUCUUCUGUCAGGAGGAGUCAGCCACAGGAGUCACCCUUCAUUACAGGAGCAAACGGAAAGGCUAUCUUCAUUAUGCCAUGGGACAGCUACGACAGAUGGGCAAGCAAUUCUAUGACACGGAUAUCCACGUGGAGGUGCUGUCGGAGCAGUUGGUCGGGGACUACUCCCAUGUCACCAUGAGGUUGAAUUUUGAUAACUCAGCUUACCGCUACAUUCAGAAGGAGGAUACGGACGAGGAGGAGAUGUUAUCUUUCACCAGUGAUUUCUUCUUUGAGGUUUUUCCCUUUAACAUUGUCUUCAGACAGGAUAUGGUUGUUCACAAUGUGGGAUCAGGGUUGGCGACAGUGUUCCCAGACCUUGACGGCAAGAUGAUAACGGAUACUUUCCUGCUGGCACGGCCUCUGGUCGAGUUCACCUGGAACAUGAUCAUCUCCCAUCCAAACAAUCUGUUUGAGAUCAUCUCGAAAGAGCCUGUGAAAAGAGAAAGGAACCUACACAACAGAAGAGGGGAGAUGGUGUGUUCCAAUACACUGGAGAGCUGUGGGGAUGGCAGCCGCUGCCUCAGGCUGAAGGGGCAGAUGCGAUUCAUGUCAGAGUGGGAAUCGAUCAUCUUCCUGGGCACUCCAGUUAUGGAGAGUCUGGGUGCUAUGUUUAAGACAGGAUUGUACAUCAAUGACCUCAGUAUGCACGAUUCGAGCCGAGACCUGGUUCUUGCUGGUACCCAGCAAUCUGAGGAACUGAAGAGAGCUCUCAUCCAGGAACAGAAAAAGUCAAGCAAACUUGAGGAGAGCAUGAAGAUGCUGGACUAUGAGAUGAAGAAGACAGAUGAUCUCCUGUAUCGGAUGAUUCCGAAACCUGUUGCUAAGAGUCUUCGGAAAGGAUUGCCUUCUGUUAACACUUGUGAGGUAUUCCCAGAUGUCACUAUCCUGUUCAGUGAUGUGGUUGGUUUUACUCGGAUUUGCAGUCACAUCACGCCAAUGCAAGUGGUUUCUAUGUUGAACACGAUGUAUACACUGUUUGACACCCUGAGUGAGAAGCACAGAGUCUUCAAGGUUGAGACAAUCGGAGAUGCAUACAUGGUUGUUGCAGGAGUCCCAGAAAAAACUAAAUAUCAUGCCCACAACAUCUGUGACAUGGCUCUUGACAUGGUUCGGUCAAUAGAUCACCUCAAAGAUCCAUCCACUGGGAAUAACAUCCAAAUCCGUGUUGGUAUCCACUCUGGGAUGGUAGUAGCAGGGGUGGUGGGUCACAGGAUGCCACGGUUUGGACUGUAUGGAGACACUGUCCACACUGCAUCAGCCAUGGAGAGUAAUGGCAAGUCCAACACCGGCAUCCCCAUGUCAUAA